This is a messenger RNA of Lactuca virosa, 1002 nucleotides long. NCBI's taxonomy places the organism in Eukaryota, Viridiplantae, Streptophyta, Magnoliopsida, Asterales, Asteraceae. The record is from the annotation of a GenBank genome assembly.
AUGACGAGGCCGGGAGCCGCCAACCGCCAUUGUUACGUUGCUGUUGCCGCCGUCGGAGGAGCUGGAACGUGGUUUCCGUCGUCGAGGAACCCCCCCUCUGCUCGGUUACAGAUGACACUAUCACUGUUUGGAACAAAACAAUUCGAUGAUGAAGAUAAUAUUAGACCAUGGGCAGUUCAACAGGCUAUUAUGCAAACAACACAUGCAGACUUACUUUUUAAAGUAAACAUUUUUGGUCUGCAGUGUAAUACACUAUGUCAGUCAAUGAGCAUGGGAACAUGUGACCUUUCCAUGUUAUCAAAGGUUACAAAAGACUUGGAUCUAAGUCACAUCGAUUGGUGUGGAUAUGUUUUUGAUUACCUUAAGGACACAAGAAGUGCAUGGAAUCCAUACAGCAAAAAAGGAUUAUAUGUUGGGCCAAUUAUCUUUCUUUUGCUGCUAUACGUAGAAAGUGUACGAUGUGAUUCAGUAAAGAUUGUACGAGGCAGACCAGCAAUAUGUUUUUGGAAUGUUGAUAAACUGCGUGAGCGAGAAAGAGUUGAGUGUAGGACAAUAGGUUUGGGUAUGGGUGAAAUGCAAGAACCAUUUCAAGUCAUCAAUGAAUCAGCUGCUACUGGUAAUAUAGUUCAUGAUACAGUUCAGACCAAUGAAGCAGGAGAAGGUGUGAAAUUAAGUGAUGGAAGCUUUACGGGAAAUGAAGGAAAAGAAGAUUUUAAUGGAUGUGGUGACACGGUUGAGGAUUAUGCAGACUUCGUGAAUGGAUCUACAAGAAAGUAUUUUCAUAGUACACCGUCAUCUAAAAUGGAAAUGCCAAUUCCUUUGUCUGUUGUUCCAUUCAUAAAUGAACAUAAGGGGCUUAAUAGAAGAGGGGACAGGCCUCGCAUGAAGUCCGAUUAUCUCCAAUCUCCUUACAUUAUGUGGGCUGUUGAUAUCACGAAACGAAUUCCACGACCAGAAAAACAUGUAGCAGACUGGAUAUUCUCUCUAGGGGAGCCAAUGUAA